Messenger RNA from Pteropus alecto (black flying fox), 2785 nucleotides. RefSeq names its product coiled-coil domain containing 82 (gene CCDC82). Gene Ontology annotation, cellular component: nucleus. Lineage: Eukaryota; Metazoa; Chordata; Mammalia; Chiroptera; Pteropodidae. The transcript is spliced from 9 exons. The record is from RefSeq and is a predicted model, not a curated record. Bases 356 to 1927 code for a protein of 523 amino acids.
UCCGCGACGGGGAAGUGGGCGGGGCUGACGCGGGCAGCUUGAGUGGUGAUUUCGCGCGUUUCUGGCCUUUCGGGACCCAUAUUUGUUUUCUGAGUGCCGAGCUCCUCUGGGGUCCAAGGGUUUGUGUCGUCCAGCGCACGUCAUCUCGAAGGGUUGUCUAAGGGUCCCGUUUCCUAGCUACGCAGCUCCUCCCCACUCCUGGAGGCAGAGUAGCAGACCCGCGGGCGUGCUGCGCCGGUUACCUGCGUCCCGCCAGAAAGCCAGCAGUCAUUGUGUAGCCCUGGACGGGGAAUCAGGAGACCUGGUUUCUAAUCCCUCACUAACAAGCUGUGUGAUCUUCGAAGCUUAAGUGAAAAUGAUACAUGUUAGAAGACAUGAAACAAGGAAAAAUUCUAAAACUCAAGAGCGUGAGCAGAAAUCUCGAGUCGAUUGGAGGCGGACUAAAAGAAGUAGUAUUUCACAAUUAUUGGAUAGUGAUGAAGACCUCGAUAGUGAUGAAGACCUUGAUAGUGAUGAAGAAAGUGUUGACAGUAAUGAAAGUGCUGACAGUGAUGAAGAGCUUUCUGGUAACAAGGGGCUUGAUAGUAAUAAAAAGCCAGAAAAUGAAAGAGAGCUUAAAUUAAUUAAAGUUGAAAGUGAAGGAAACAACUGUGAGCAUCUUAUUAACACUGGCAAUAGUUCAACACAUGAAGAAGAAAAGGACAAAAUCAAACAUAGUAGCAUUGAUUUACCAGAUCAUGAGAAGCAUUCAAGUCAAGAGGCUAAUGAUCUCAACAAACAGUCUGGACAAAUAAUAGAGGAGGAUUUAGAAGAAGAACACAUUAAGCGAGGGAAGAGAAAAAGGCUCUCCUCUGUGAUGUAUGACAGUGAUGAGAGUGAUGACAGUGAUAUCUUAGUUAGAAAAGUAGGUGUUAAACGUCCACGUAGAGUGGUUGAAGAUGAAUGUUCUUCAGCAGAGAUGGAGCAAAAACAACCUGAAAAAACUUCAGCUGCAAGAAAACGAGAAAAAUUCCAGAAACUGCAAGAACUCUCAAAACAAAGAUCUCGUCAGAGACGCAAUAGUAGUAGAGAUUUUGAGGACUCUGAAAAGGAAUCCUGCACAAGUAGUAGUGAUGGAAAUGAUGAUGAAGAGGAGGAGGAUGAUUAUGAAUCUGAUGAAGAUGGAGAUGAUUAUAUUAUUGAUGACUUUGUAGUGCAAGAUGAGGAGGGCGAUGAAGAGAAUAAAAGCCAGCGAGACAAAAAUUUGACUACAUCACAACUGAAAUUAGUGAAACAGAAUUCUCUUUAUUCUUUUAGUGACCACUAUACUCACUUUGAAAGAGUUGUGAAGGCCCUUCUGAUCAAUGCUUUAGAUGAAUCAUUUCUGGAAACAUUGUAUGAUGGCACCAGGCAAAAAUCAUAUGCACAAGAUAUGUUGACAUCUCUUGAUUAUUUGGAUAACCGCUUUAUACAGCCUCGUCUAGAGAGCUUAUCCUCCAGAAGUCGUUGGAGAGAGCAAUAUAAGGAGCGGGUAGCAAAUUAUUCUAAUGUAAGUAUUCAUAUGAAGAACCCUGAAGACUGUUCCUGCCAGGCUUGUGGAUUGCAUCGGCACUGUAAAUAUUCAGUGCAUUUAUCAGGAAAGUUGUACAACACCAGGACUAUGGAAACAGAUGAUUUCAUGUCACAUGAUAAACAGGUGUUUAUUGUUGGCAGAAUUUGUGCUGAACGUACCAAAAUUUAUCAUAAACUGAAACAUUUUAAAUUCAAAUUGUACCAAGAAUGUUGCUCCAUGGCAAAGACGGGAGAAGUUGAGGAUGAACAAGUUAAAGAAACAGUGGAAAGAAUUUUCAAUCAAUUAAAAGAAAGUGGCUGGAUUAAGGAGAAAUAUGGUCAACUUGAAGAAUAUCUCAAUCAUGCGGAUUACUUUCAAGAUGAGAAGUUUGACUGAAUUGUAACACAUUUCCUUCAGAGAAGAUUUUAUAAAUUCCUGUAAAUGUGAAGAUCAUAUGCCUUGUUCCUCUAUAUCAUGUGACAAUUAUAUAUUUUAUGUAUAUCUUCAUGGUAAAAUAUCUUGUUUAAAACAUGUUCAUCUUAAUUUCCAUGAAAUGUUACUCUACAGUCUAAUAAAACUUUCAUCUACUGUACAUAGAAAACAUAAGCUUAAUAAUUUUAAGUGUAUUUUGAAGUUAUGUAACAAUGCCUUUAUAACAGAUGACUAUCAAGUGAAUGAGCUGCUCAUGUCCUGUCAGUUUAGUACAAAAAUGCUGUAUUUAAAAAAUGUGUUUAGACAAACACCAACAUGUAUUUAUUGCUGAAUCCCUGCCCAGAUUUGUUUAUUAUUCUUUUUCAGCAUCAAAUGAUCUUCACUAAUAUGUUUUUUACUACUGUAAUUAUCUAAAUCACUGGACCAUAGAAGAAACCUCAAUGCUUCAUGCAGUUCAACCCCUUUCCUUGCCUCAGAAUCAGCCUGUAGUUUACCCUUUCCAAGUAGAGGAGUGCUUUCCCUUAGAAAUCGAUUUCAGGCCUCUAUAGAGUGUUUCAACUCUCACAUCAGGAAUAAUCAUGGUAUGUAUUUUUAUGCUUCAUAAUGUUCUUUUUUCUAUUCAAUUUUGUCUACACAUUAAUGAUUAAGAUGUAUUUUAUUUUUAUCCAUAACUUUUGCAUAUGUUUUUAUAUAGGAUCAGAAGAUCUCAGACAGAUUUAGCCAAAAAUAUUUAAAAGCAUAUUUUGGCAUCUGCGUUGCUUUGCACAUCUAAAUUUUUCCAUAAUAUAAUAAAGUAAAAUGGUUUCAGAGUGAACAAAUGGA